Molecule: messenger RNA, 1050 nt
Organism: Melospiza melodia melodia
Lineage: Eukaryota; Metazoa; Chordata; Aves; Passeriformes; Passerellidae
Gene: TMEM167B
Product: transmembrane protein 167B
Exons: 2
Coding region: 144-458 (104 amino acids)
Source: RefSeq, a predicted model, not a curated record
GAAGUCUUGGGAGGCGGCUGGGGGACUGUGACGCUUCGGGGACGGGGUACUGGCGGUUCUGAGUGCCGUCGGUGGGGACACGGGCAGUGUGAGUCCCUUUCGGGGGGAUCCCGGGGAGUCUGCAUCCCCUCAUAGGGGCAGAGAUGGGAGGUUGUUCACACGGAGUGUGGGGGUCUCCUUGCAGGGGGGUUGGGCAGGGGCCCGCAGUUCCCCCUGACCCCUCCCCGACCGAUCUCCCCGCAGUUUAUUCCCUGGACGGGCUCCUGGUGUUCGGGCUGCUCCUGGUUUGCACUUGUGCGUACCUGCGGAAGGUGCCCCGACUGCGCAUCUGGCUCCUCUCCGAGCGCAGGGGCAUCUGGGGAGUCUGCCACAAGGCUGCUGUGAUUGGGACCCGCCUGCACGUGGCUGUGUCCAUGUCCUGUCUUCUCAUGGCCUUCUACGUCCUUGUGGGAAAGUGACCACAUGGAGACCUGCUGGCAACCUGAGAGAGCCCUGGGACUGACUAGAGAUCCUGUGACUGAUUCCAACAAUCCCACUAUGGACCAGAGAUCCUGGUACUGACCCCUGUGUCCCAGUACCAACCAGAGACCCCAUUGCUGACCCUGGAGACCCUGGUACUGACCCUGAACCACCCCUGGUCCUGCCCUUGGCAGCAACCUGGAUCCUGCAUGUGGCAACCCAGGGACCAUCAUGGCCCAUCACCCUCCUUGAGCCCACCAAGGGCAACUGUGAGGGCCAACAGAGCACCUUUAGACUGUUGGAAAAAGAUUUCUCGUUAAUUCUGUAGAGAAGUGGGUGAAGGGACCCCCGGGACUGGGGGACCCAGCUCUGACUUGUGAGCCCCUUCUCUUGAUGCUGAGCAGCGUGCUGGUGAGACCAUGGCAGGCUCUGGGGGCCUGGCAGGGUCCCCCCUGAUCUGUGGGAUCUUCCUAUGCCCCUGCAGCGUGGGGGGCCCUCAGGGGGGGCUCCUGCAGUGGGGGGUUGGUGACGCCCCCGGGUUGUAAAUAUUGGACCACCACAUGCAAAUAAAGUGGGGGUUCCUCUGUGGCA